GGCAAGCGCAGCGGGUGCAAGGGCGCGGCGACUGACACGUCCGUGGCCCAGCUCCUCUCCCAGGCAGUCCAGGCGACCGAGGAUGCCGCUCUCCAGGCCGCCCUGAAGCAGCAGAUCGAGAAGAUCAGCAGCCAAGCGCUCCGCAAGGCGGGCGGGGCCUGGACGAGCGCGGAGCACCACUGCGGCCAAUGCGUGGACAACGUGCUGCGGCUGCGCCGGAGCCUCCGGGCGGCGGAGGCCAGGGAGAGCCGUGCCGCGGAGGCCCUGGCUGCCGCGGCCGCGGCCAAGAAGGCGGCGGCCCAUGCCGCGGCGCAGGCGGAGGGAGUUGCUUUGGCAGCACAGGCGUCAGACCUGCCCGCCGCCACGUUCAAGGUGGAGUGGGACGGGUCGUUCUGCAGCUCCCCGGGCGACGUGGAGUGCGCGGUCGAGGGGCGUCAGGCCCUGGGCGCGCUGCGCGCCCAGCUCGUCGGGGUUAAGGACGACCUCGCCGGCAGGGGGUGCGAGAUCAAGGCCUGGCUGGCGAAGGCAGCCGCCGAGGGCCAGGCCCCACCAGCCCCAGCGGAGGCGGCGUCGCCACCAGGUGCUGAGGCCGAGAGGCAGGCAAAGGUGAAAACCGAGGAGGAGGCCAAGCGGCUGUCCGAGGCGAGGUUCACGGCGGAGAAGGAGGCAGCUGCUAGGUCCAAGUCCAAGGGCAAGGACUCGGACCAG
This is a messenger RNA of Prorocentrum cordatum, 708 nucleotides long. The record is from the annotation of a GenBank genome assembly. NCBI's taxonomy places the organism in Eukaryota, Dinophyceae, Prorocentrales, Prorocentraceae.